Molecule: messenger RNA, 5589 nt
Organism: Panicum hallii
Lineage: Eukaryota; Viridiplantae; Streptophyta; Magnoliopsida; Poales; Poaceae
Exons: 5
Coding region: 574-5151 (1525 amino acids)
Biological process (GO): regulation of transcription by RNA polymerase II
Cellular component (GO): piccolo histone acetyltransferase complex
Source: RefSeq, a predicted model, not a curated record
CCAUUCCCCGCUUUCAAUCGGCAAAAACAAAAAAAAACAAACCCCGAGAAAAGGAGGAAAAAAAGAAAAAAGCUCGAGAAGAGCAAACCCUAGGCUCCCGUGGCGCCGACGAAAUCCUAAUUCGCCGCGUUGGAUCGGCCCAGGCAAGGGGCUUUUGCCGCAGAUCGGCGCUCCCCCGUCCCCGGAUUCGAUUCGGAAGCUCAAUUUGGCGCCGAUCCGUGGCUGGAUCUUCUCGCCGCCCGCCGCCUCUCCCGCUCCCCUUUCUCUCGAUCCGUCUGCGAAACACUAUAAGCACUCCGCCGCUCGUCAACCCUCCGCCGCCCCACCCGACGCCGCGGGUACCCGGAGGCAAGUUGCCCUCGCUGGUCCGCCACCGACGUCUGACGCUGACAUAUGCCUCUAAGGAUUGCAGAUGAAAGGAUAUGAUUGAAACUUUUUCUGUGAACUUGCUUUGGAUUCAAUUGAACCCCCAUGCUCCACGCCAAGUCCGCCCCUGAUCUGGGAGCGAAACUUUACGUAUGAUGGGAGCAGAAAUUCUGCGAAAAUCUGUUCUUUUGAUCCGUGGGCUCGUGAAUGGAAUCCAGUGGUGGUGACAAGCCCACUGCAACAGAUGCUACUGAGUCAGUGUUGGGUUUAGAUGGUGAGGAGACUUUGUCUGAGAGGGAAUCUGUUGGAGCGAGGCAAGUCCCUGGCUUGCCUAAUGGGGGUGGAAAGGAGGCUCCUUCAAGCAGUUCAUCUGCGGGGAGUAAGAGGAAGCGGAACAACUUGGGUUCUAAUCAAAUGGAACUCAAUGAACCAGGGACUCCGAGCUCCAGUUCAGGUGAUUCCACAUGGAGUAUAGAUAGUUUGGAUGACCGUCGCCAACCCUCAUUGUCGAGAAAUAAGAAUGACCACUCUGAGCAUUCAGUUACUUCUGCUGGAGUUACAGUGAUCAGGCAGCCUCGUGGUGUCUUGAGGUUGAGGAAGCUGCCCCAAAAUGUCAGUGCCGAGAGUUGGACUGGUGGUCAUAAUAUUCCGCAAGCCAAUGGAGUUCCUAGAUCUACCCAAUUCCCGAGUAGGAACAGGAGAGCGGAAUCGAUUGAGCUCAAGGGAAACAGAGUUGGUGGUGAUGACCCUAUCAGUUGCUUGAGAACUGAGAAUGGUACUUGCAAUCAUGAUACUGGUGCAAAGUUCUGUUCCGAAACUGAAUACUCAGUUCAAAAACAGUCUCAUCUUUCAGGUGAACCCCCUCAAGCUGUUCAUGUUGACAAGGGUAGCUGUGGCUGUGUAAAAGAUGAUGAUGGUGUUAAUUUGGAAGAAAAUGCUGCCAGGAUGCUCUGUUCUCUAUCAGAUAACAGAUGUGCAGGAUCACCAAGGAAGAGAAUGAAAUCACCUGAUAGGUCAUCAAAGAGACCUUUUCCUCAGCAUUCAAAUCAUUUCAAGAAUUCUUACAAAAAGAACAAGGAUGUACCUGGUCCAGCUAGGUUGCUGAGGAAGCGUGAUGAUAAAGUUCCAUUCAGGAAGCGUCGUCCACGGCGGCAUUUUUAUGAAGUCAGCCCUCGUGAUGUGGAUCCAUUUUGCAUUGUAAAAGAGAGGAUUAGGGUGUUUUGGCCUCUUGAUGAAACUUGGUACUUUGGCCUGGUCAAGGAAUAUGAUCCAGUUAAAAAGUUGCAUCAUGUCAGGUAUGAUGAUAAGGACGAAGAAUGGAUCAAUCUUCAAAAUGAGAGGAUUAAGCUGCUGUUUUUGCCUGCUGAAGCUCGCAGUAGAUCUAAAUGCAACAAUUCAAGGUCAGUGUUUAAACCGAAGUAUGAACAGGGUGACCGAGAAGACAUGGAUGGAAGAAAUACGGAGAGUUCUGAGUCAGGUCCUAUCAGCUCAUGGUUGGCUCGAUCAAACCAAGCAAAAUCUGCAACACUUAUUAACAUCAGCAAGCAAGAUCACCCUCAUUCUGACGUUCCAAUUUUAUUUGACCAAAAGCAGUGCCACAGUUCUGUUGCCAAGCAGGAUGGGAUCCCACCCGAGGACAGGAGGUUUCGCUUUGUUUAUUCUAGGAAGCGAUUUUGCAGAAAAAAGAAUGGUUUUCUCAACAUGUCAGAACAGAAUUCUAAUUCCCGAAGAAGUGUGAGUCCUGCCACAGUUAUUAGCACACUUGCUUGUAUGCAAUGUACUGAAACUGGUGCUUCGGUGACAUAUGUCAUACUGCUAUUGAGCCUCCCACUUAAACCUGUUUAUAAGUUGAUUCGAGAAGCCUGUUGUGUUUGGAUUUCCAAUGCCCUCUUCCUCCUUCAGCAUGGUACAUUGGUUGCCUUAUGGCCUGUUGUUCAUCUAGACAUACUUCUUGCCGAUAAUGUUUUAGGCUUCAAACACAUCCUUCUUGACACAUGCUUGAGAUCAGCAGUAUCUCUUUUUUGUUUACUUGUUGGAAGCAUCAAGCGGUAUUCUAGGCAGAAAACUACCAACGCAUUGACAAUGCCAAGCACCUUAAUCAGAUUUCAGAUAUCUGGCAUGCAUGGUAGAAGCCAAGUAGUGUUUAUGCUAUUCAGCUUUGUGGGGGUAGAUAAAUCAAAAUGGAAACACCUGCAAGGAAAGUUGCAGUACCACUGUUCAAAUAGGGAGUUCUCUAAAGAUUGCACAAAUGGUUCCGUUCAGAAAGGACUUUCUUCAAUUGAUCUCUUCUCUAAGGGUUUUGAUGUUCAGGAGGCUGACUUUCUUUCAGAAUCAAAUUAUUCAGAUAUUGGUCCUGUCAUUUAUUGUCUUGAUGAGCAGUGUAAAUUUUCUCACAAUAUGCUGGAUGUGACAACUGCACCUUCACUACUUCUUUGCCACCACUUAAAAUCGCUAACUGAAAUCAGUUCGAUUAAUGGUUCUCAACAAUCCAUUUCAUUUGCUUUGGAUGAGAAUCAGGAGUUGGUAACAGAACAUGUAUCUGGUACAGUUCGUCAUGCGCCUCCAAGAGUUUGUUUGCUUAAUCUUGGUUCGUCACCUGAUAGUCCAUUGGAUAUGGCUUCUACUAGUUGUACAGACCAAACUAGCUCAGCUAGUAGGGAAUCCAAGACUGCUGAAAGCACUGUAAGCACAGAAUGUAAUGGUGGCAAUACUGGUGAUGCAAACAUAAUGUGCAGAAAGUUUCAAGAUCAAAAUGGGCCUUAUGUUGGUGCUGACAAACCAUGUUCCUACAACCUUAAUGUUAUUUGCUCUUCACAGAAGUCUUCUGAGAGCCAUCUUUCCAUCAAUAUUCCUCAAGAUAAGGUGAUUGAUGCGCCGAAUGACAAACCUCUUAACAUAGAUGAAAAAGACAAGCAAGCAGUAUCUAACUUGGUCCAGGAACUGAAUGAACAUCCAAUUGGUCGUGCUACACCAACUGCCCCCAGGACAACCUACCAUCGGAAUCGGUUCACAUCUAUAUCACGCGCUUUUGGAGAUGGUUCAAAAUUACUGCCAGAAGACCUCAUGUUGACGGGCUUUUCUGGUGGUUCUAAGAAGCCACGAAGUCAGGUUUCAUACUCAAUUUCUCCUAGAAGUGAGGAAUUUGGCAUAAAACACAAAGGCCAUUUUCGCAAGAUACAAUCUCAUAGCAGUGCUAAGAUAAAUGAUGCAAAGAAACUUCCUGAUAGUUCUAGAAGUGGGCAUAGCAGUCCGGAGUCAUUGACUUGCGUUGCAAAUGUUCUGGUUACAGUGGGUGAUAGAGGUUGGAGGGAGUAUGAUACCCAGAUCACAAUGGACUCUGAUGGUCAGAGGGAACGGCGGAUAUGUGUUAAGCUUGCAGAAGGAAUGAAGUAUGCUCACAAGGUCUGCCAAGUUUUGCAGCCUGGGGCCACGAACCGCUAUACACAUGCUAUGAUGUGGAAAGGUGGGGCUGAAUGGUGCCUAGAAUUUCCUGACAGAAGCCAGUGGUUGAUUUUCAAGCAAAUGCAUGAUGAAUGUUAUAGCCAUAACAUCAGAGCAGCGUCUGUCAGAAAUAUUCCAAUCCCUGGUGUCCGUUUGGUUGAAGUCCAUGAUGAUAACGAUGUUGUAUCCUUUGUGCGAUCUGAAGAUUAUCUUGGCCACAUUGGAACAGAUGUUGAAAUUGCUCUUGAUGAAUCCCGUGUGGUAUAUGACAUGGACAGUGAUGAUGAAGAGUGGAUAUCAAAUUGGAGGAAAUUUUUAGUAGGAGAUGACAUCACUGCACAUGAAUUGGCAGAAGAUUUGUUUGAGAGGGUUAUGGACAAAUUAGAGAAGUUUGCAUAUAGCCAUAACUGCAAUGAGCUCAGCAUUGAUCAGAUGAAGGAACUUGAUAUUGAUAAUGUACCACUGGACAUUAUUGAAGUGAUACAUGCAUAUUGGCAAGAUAAGAGGCAGAAAAGGGGAAUGCCACUUAUUCGACAUUUUCAGUCUGCUUUGUGGAAGAUAUAUGAGCAGCAGCUACAUGAAUGGGAAUCAACAGUAUACAGAAUGCAGGGUUCAUCAAAUGGGUACCAAGAAAAGAAAUUACCUCCCAAACCUGCAUUGUUUGCCUUCUGUUUGAGGCCUCGCGGACUCCAUGUACCACACAAGGGACCGAAGCAGCGUUCUCAUAAGAAGCUUAUGUCCACAGGCUACCAUAGCUUUUCAAGAGAGCAUGACAGCUUUUACCGACAAGUGUCAGGCAGGAAAUACAAUGAAUACUUUGGGGAUGGGAGGAUAGGUGAAUCAUACGACAGUGGUUCUCUUUAUUCCCCAACAGGGUAUUCUCCCAGGUUCUCUACAAGAACAGAAUCUCCUCGGGCAUUUGAUGCCUCAGAAAGAAGCUCUACACCAAGAUUUUUCAGGACCAAUAGUGUCAAAAGGACUGCAAGCUUUGCAUUCUCUGAUGAUCACCAGCCAUCACCUUCCUUCCGCCAUCAGAAAGUAAAGCGAGGUGCGCCUGACCACUGGAACAAUGUCAUUCAUGAAUGGCAGAACUCGAAGCACCUCUUCCCAGGUUCAUCCCGCGUUGAUAUCGAGGAGCUCAAACUGCGUGAUGCUGCGAGCGCAGCGCAGCAUGCAGCUGCUGUGGCGAAGCUCAAGAGGGAAAAGGCUCAUUGCCUGAUGCGCAAGGCUGAUCUUGCCCUCCAUAAGGCCACGGUGGCACUCAUGAUGGCCGAUGCGAUCAAAUCCUCCAACAGGGACACCUCCCGGGAUAGUAGAAGGGAUUCAAGGGAUGAGGAACGCUGACAUCUUUUUCUUUUCUCCUUUUUGCCACGAGCUCUUGGUGCAUACAUGCAACUUGAACUCGCUGGAUCUUUCGCUGAUGAAGGGAGCUUGUUUGCUCCAGUCGACCGACUCAGUAGAUAGCAUCUCCUCUCUUUUUCCCCUCUUUGCACCUCCUGUACAUAGUUUUUCAUUGUUCUUUUUCCCCCCUCCUUUUUUAGACCUCCCGGUUAACAUGUUGCCCGGUGAAGAAUGGGCCAGAAUGGUAGGUCAGCUAUCUGUUGGUACAAUCUUGGCGUGUUGUCCGCAUGGUGGCUAUGUUGUCUCAUGGUUGAGUCACUCCAUAGAAUGUGACUGUUUGGGUCUUUGGGGCAUUCAAGCCGCUAUCAUACAAAAACAAUGGAGAGAUGAAUGAAAGGCACAGUACAGGGUGAGGUGCCUCUGAAACUGACAUGUUGCCCA